AUGGGGCCAGAGGGUGGUUUCCUAGGCAGUGGACAGGUCCACAUCAUCCUGUGGGGAAGUUUGGCAGCCAUGACAACGCUCUUGUUUCUCACCUUCCUCAUCUUCCUCUGCUCCAGCUGCAACAGGGAAAAGAAGGCCAAACACCAGAAUGGAGAUCAUGAAAAUCUGAUGAAUGUGCCUUCCGACAAGGAGGUGUUCAGCCACUCAAUCACAAGUUCGGCUACAGAGCCCGCUCCAAGCAGUGACCAGAAUGGGGCGCUCAGCAACGGCGAGGUACUCUCAGAGGACAGUACAACUGCCUGUAUCCAGCCUUAUGAAGAAGUACAGACAUCUGUCUCUGAUCUGCUAGAUCCACAGGAUAGUCUUGGAAAGUCUCUAAAAUGUCACCAGAGUCGGGAACUACCCAGUAUUCCCCCUAACACCACCAUGGAAACCAUCAUCUCAGCUAGAAAUGCAGAAAUUGAUCCAAGUCUUGCAAUGGAAGGGCCUUAUGAAGUCUUGAAAGACAGCUCCUCUCAGGAGAACAUAGUUGAAGACUGCUUGUAUGAAACUGUGAAGGAAAUUAAAGACGUUGGAGCAGCAGCCAGCAUGGAAGGGAGCUGUAACAGCAAAUCAAAGGCUUCACUGACAGUUUCUGAAGGUCAGAAUCAGAUUCCUGAGUGCAGAAUUGAAUCAGCGGAAUAUGCAUCUGUAGACCGAAAUAAAAAGAGUCGCCAAAGUGCUAAUUCAGAAAGCCCUCUUGACAACACACCAGAUGUAGAGGAUGAGCUUCCCCCUCCGGUACCCAUGAAACUUCUUGACGAAAAUGAGAAUGUUCAAGAAAAAGAAGUGGAAGAAGAAGAAAUAACAGAAGGAGCAAGUAAACCAGAGAAGAGGCUUAGUUCAAUGUCUUACAAGUCUCGAGAGGAAGAUCCAUCUCUUACAGAAGAUGAGAUCUCUGCCAUGUACUCAUCGGUGAGUAAGCCGGGACAGGCCAUCAAGGCACUGGAUUCUCCUUACACCUGUAUUCAAGAAAUUGCAUCUCAGAGGUCCCCAUCGGUUUGCAGUGGCCUCUAUGCAAGUGUGAAGGACUUUGAAAACACCCUAAAUACUACCACUGUGCCUCAGUCAGCAGACAGACCGAACGGGGAGCUGGAGCCUGACUAUGAAGCGAUCCAGGCAGUGAGCCAUGAAGAAGACAGGACCUUUUCUGUGCCUAACACAAACCACACUGCUCUUUCGGGAGAGAAUGACUAUGAGAGCAUAGGGGACUUGCAGCACCACAGGGAUUUCACCAGACUCUAACCACUCCGGCAGGCAGAUUUCAGCAGUUAUCUUACCCACUGGUAUUUUCAAAGGAACACGUGAAACACAGAGAGGGAAGUGCUU
Molecule: messenger RNA, 1368 nt
Organism: Mesitornis unicolor (brown roatelo)
Lineage: Eukaryota; Metazoa; Chordata; Aves; Mesitornithiformes; Mesitornithidae
Gene: PAG1
Product: phosphoprotein membrane anchor with glycosphingolipid microdomains 1
Exons: 6
Coding region: 1-1284 (427 amino acids)
Biological process (GO): negative regulation of T cell activation; intracellular signal transduction
Cellular component (GO): membrane raft; plasma membrane
Source: RefSeq, a predicted model, not a curated record